Molecule: messenger RNA, 954 nt
Organism: Leptosia nina
Lineage: Eukaryota; Metazoa; Arthropoda; Insecta; Lepidoptera; Pieridae
Source: the annotation of a GenBank genome assembly
AUGAGUAACGUACCAGAAAAUGCACCACAUCACUGUCCCGGGACACAAAGCGAGGAUGCAGGUAAAGCAUCAGCAUGUGCAGGCUGUCCUAAUCAAAACAUUUGUGCCUCAGGUAUCCCAGCAGGCCCUGACCCUGCUAUAGAGAUCAUCAAGAACAGAUUGUCAAAUGUUAAACAUAAAAUAUUGAUUCUCUCUGGAAAAGGUGGGGUUGGGAAAAGCACCUUGACAUCUCUGCUUGGACAUGGCUUAUCAGCUAAAAAUGCAGAUAUUAAUGUUGGAAUUUUGGACGCGGAUAUCUGUGGUCCUAGUCAGCCCCGUGUCCUUGGAGUAAGGGGCGAGCAGGUUCACAAUUCAGGCUCUGGAUGGUCACCUGUUUAUGUGAAAGAUAAUCUGUCACUGAUGUCCAUUGGAUUUCUGCUUGGAAGCCCUGAUGAUGCUGUCAUUUGGAGAGGGCCUAAAAAGAAUGGUAUGAUAAAGCAGUUCUUGAGUGAAGUAGAUUGGGGAGAUCUUGAUUAUUUACUCAUUGAUACACCUCCAGGAACAUCAGAUGAGCACCUGUCCUCCGUACAAUACCUGUCGGAAGCUGGGCUAACUGGCGCCGUCAUAGUGACCACCCCGCAAGAGGUCGCCCUCCUGGACGUGCGAAAGGAAAUCCAAUUCUGCAAAAAGGUGGCUGUUCCGAUACUCGGUGUCAUCGAAAAUAUGUCGCUUUUCGUCUGUCCAAACUGUCAUACGCGUAGUGAGAUAUUUCCGGCGACAACUGGCGGUGCGUCGCAGAUGUGCAAUGAUCUGGGGGUAUCGCUGCUAGGCAACUUGCCUUUAGAUCCUCUUCUAGCACGAUGCUGCGACUCCGGCGCAGAUUUCACUACUGAAUUGCCACAAUCGCCCGCUGUACAACAGCUGCACCAUAUAGUUGACAGAAUUAUUACAGCGUGCGAAAAGUCCUCUGGCUAA